CUCCCAGGCCUCGCAAUUCCGGAAUCCCAGAAUCCUCCAUCCCUCUCCACAUGAGUCGCGUUGUUAUGGCUGACUAUGGCACUAUGAAAAUAGUCGCUGUCUCCCGCGACUCGUCGCAACGAUUAAUCAACAAUCGUUUGAGGGAGUAUUUCGAUCAUGGAUCUAGAACGGAGCGACGCUAACAUCUACGAGCUCAUCACGCAGCUAGUCUGGCACACGUUGCAGAGAAAUCGCUCAGAGAAUGGGAAUUUCUACAUGCCGCCCAAGAGCGAUGUCAAAAUAGUGAAGGACUUUCGCUCGAAGGCUUAUGAAAUAUUGUUAAAUAAGAGUAAUAAGACAUAUAAUCAAGGAAAUACAGGAAACUCCGAUAUUGAUCCUCUAGUGGAGAUCUUGAAGCAUGUCUUCGUUCUCAGACUAGCCCUGAAACGCGUGUCAGAGGCGAAAAAGUUAGAAAAUUUGAUAAGCGAGCUGUAUUCUGAGGAGGAUGACACAGACACUGUAAUUUAUACCUUACAGUUGUUGAUAGAACUUAAAAAUUUUCAGACUGACACAGGAACUGCAUUGGAUGUAUUUCACUAUGGUAAAAUCAAUCCUUUCUUGCCUGAGGAUGUUACAUCUAUGAAUGGUGUACCAAUGUUUCAAACAUAUCCCAUGGAAUCCUUUAUCUUGCCAGAAAAGUUUGAGGCGAUGCUGGGCAUACGCAGAACCUGUACCAGGCAAGAGACAGCGACCAAUUUUGUUAGCAGAGUAUCUUUCGAAGAUCAGUGUAUAUCAAAAGCCAUCUUAGGUAUCCAAACAAUUAGGUAUAAUAAUGCUAUUGAAAUGUCUCCUUGCAUAUCAAGCCAUACUGAAAAUACAGCAAAACAAUGUAACAUAAUCGCUCCUUUCUUAACACAUACUAUGAUUGAACAAACAAAUAAGAUAUAUUUAUCUACACAAAGAUUUAUGUCAAAUAUGACUUUACCCUAUGAAUGGAUAAAGUCUGUAGAUAAUCAAAUUCAGAAUCGUUUCUGUGCUGUGUCAUCGGAAAAAUCCGAUUGUAAUUUUACAAACGAAUCAAAAAGCGUUGCAAGUAACAUUGAUUUAAUAUGGAAAGAGAUACUGCUUUCUGAUGAUUGUGUCUCCAAAUUACGAACGUGGGAAUCUCUCGGAGCACCAGAGUUUUCCAAACAAUCGUUAUUCGUUACUGAUCUGCCAGAGACCGCGCUGCACUUAGCGAGGAUAAGACAAACAAGUAUUUUAUCACUGCUGCCAAAGAAGACAAUGAAUUCCAUAUCUCUAAUGUCGGAGGUUUCGUCUGAGAAAUUUUUAUCGGACGUCAAAUUGUUGUUAUUUGGUAUAGAUUCAGAUUCCUUUAAAUAUGAUACUGUGACAGGAUUUAAAUUGGAGGAGAGCAUUACAGUGCAUGGCAUAAGCUUCGAGUCACUGAAAAAUACUUGCCAAGAAGCGAUUUCUUGGGGCAACAGUUUCAAGUUUUUGUCGCGUCUUGUCGUGCCCGAUCCACAAACGGGUAAAUUGCAGCAGCACGGUCUCAUAUUCAAGGCAAUGUGCGCCAAUAUCAAAGAGCUACUCCUUUACUAUCACUCGGCAUUGCAAAGGAUUUUUAACAAACAUAAAUUUCCCGGAUUGUUGAAUCUAUUGAAACAGAUUCGUCCGCUGGCGCGUUUAAUCAUAGAAGUCACGAGACUGUGCGGCUGCAGCACAAAUCAAUGCGUUUUAGGCGGUGGCAGUGGGAUUUUAACACACAUUUACAAAGAGGUGACCAAGGUCACCAAUCCGAAGGUCGCAUUGGUGUUUUAUUCCAUAUUAAAAUCUUGCUGUGAAGUUUACUUUCGGUUGUUGCAAAAUUGGUUGUUCGAGGGAACGUGUGACGACAUUUACGGAGAAUUUAUGAUUCAAGCACGAUCUCACUAUCUACGAAAGAGAGGACGCAAGUUUUGGACGGAGAGUUUCGCGAUCGAUACCGAAUCGGUACCUGGUUUCUUAUCUGAAUUGUCGGAGUCGAUACUGCAAUGUGGGAAGACAUUGCGACUCUUAAAAAUUUGCAGUCCCAAGAAUUCUGUAUGUAAUGUGUCUUUCAACGCUCAACCGGAAGUGAGGGUCUGCUUGAGUGUGUCCAUGUUGCGAGAACAAUUGCUAAGGUGUCAGGAAUACGAAUGUAAAGGCGAGGCGGCAUUGGGACCAAUCGUAUCUCUUUUAUCCGCAAUUCAGGAUGAAAAGAAAGCCGAGAGAAAAACGGCUGAGCUCGUGAUACGCGCACAACAAGAAACGUUAUCGAGGCUGGAUAAGCAACGCAAAGAACUUAGCAUGAAAGCCGCGCAAAGUAAACGGGAAUUGCUACAAGAAUUGAAGCAACAGGCGGAAGCGAGUGCAUUAAUUAAAGAAAAGGAAAAAGAGAAUGAAAUGCUAGCUGACAAAUUGUUGCUCGAAAAGAUUAAUCGAGAACAGGAAGAAAUGCGGGAACAACAGCAAGCCGAGAGGGAAAAUCUUGUAAAUUAUUAUGAUAAAUUAAGUGCUGAUAUAGAGAGCAAUCGUGCACGAUCCAUUUGGCGAAAGACGCGAAUGAGUCAUUUCGAAAGACGAGUGGAAUUUUUAAAAUCUGUAAAGAGACACGAUACAGAAAUGUCGAAAAAUGUUACUACACCAAGUUCCGAUGAAAAUACAGUCAUCGAUAUUAACGAACAAAAUAAAAAUACAUCCGAAGCAGAAGCUGUGUCCAGUCAAGACGAAAAUAGCAACUUUGCGGAAAAUGGUUUGUUGGAUGUAGCUGCGACAGACAUUUCCAAUCAGAGCAAUCCUGAAGAUCUCUUGAACGUUGAAUGCUCGGAUGUUCCGCCUGUCGAAAAUUGUGAGCCCGAUAAAGAUAUUUCAUCGGAUAAGAAAAUUACAAUUGAGGAUUCCCCCAUUAUGGCGGAUACACAGAAUUUACCUCUACCGCAAGAAACUCCAUCAUUAAAUUAUAAAGUCUAUAAGAAAAAUAACGAGAAGAGCAACCUGCAGGAUUUUCUGCAUAACGAAGCAAUGAAAAACAUCCAUACUAUAAUAAAUGGCAACGAUAAAACGAGUGUGCUCGAUACUCGUUUAAACAACAUCUUGGAAGUCGACGAGGUGACCGAGAGAAUUAUUGGUGCUAUUAACAGGCCUAAGUCCUUAGUUAUUAACAGGAUAGAUAAUAUGACCGUCGCACAAACCAACAAACUUAAAGUCCUGAUGCAAGAGUAUGGUAUGACUCCGAAUAACAACGAGCUCAGUACGAUACUUACGAACAAUCAAAGAUUUAUUAAUCGCACAAAUACGAACGGUAAUAAUCAGAUAUUAAUUGAUAUCACUAGUGAAUCAAGCUCGAAUAAUACGAAAGAAAACAUGAACAAUAAUGUCUUUUCAUCAACCAAUAUCCAACUGCCAGCAGAAACAAUGAAUGUACACGGGCCUAUGAAUGACGAAGAAUGUUCAAAUAAGGCCAACAAUACAAAUAAUGAAGCAAACGAGAUAUUGAAUAAUAUGCAGCAGCAGAAUAAUAUAGAUACACCGAUGUCAUGUACGACCGAUAAUUUCACCACAGCAUCGAUUCAUACUCCUUUGUCGCAGAUACCGAAUAGCGAUGAUAUAUUCGCUUUGAACGCCGGUCAGGAAGUCUCGUCUUUAUCCGACGAUAUGACGAAGUCGAUCGCAGAAGAAAUAACAUGCUUCGAGUCUCCGAUGAGCAGUAAUUUCAAGCUGCCGAAUCUAUUCGGUGUUAGUUCCGACGUGAAAUCGUCGACCACACCUUCGUCUCUGACCAUAGCUGACGUUGAAAUGAUCGACCAUACGUCUCUCCAAGUGUACUUGGAGAAAUCGAUCAUUAUACCCCUGCAGAUACAAACCCGGCUGGUUAAUAACGCGAUCAUUAAAUACCUGGUGAAUGAGCACAACAUGUUCUCGCAUUUGCACAGUUUACGUAGUUAUUUCUUCCUCUUGAAUGGUGAAUUCGCAAAGAGUUUAACGGACUCGCUUUAUUCGCGGCUCUACACAAUAUCCGCGCCAAUCGAACUCUUUAAUUCCGCUACCCUUACGAAUCUUUUGGAGAAAGCGCUGAUGAACUCGUUCAGCAAUAAUUACGCCCAUUCGGAACUUUUGAGUCUUUCUGCCGUUGACAAACCAUGCCAAUUAUACAUUUCAGAUCCGAAUGUGUUAGAAUGUCUUUGCCUCAAUUAUAAGAUAGCGUGGCCAUUGAAUAUUAUUUUAGAUGACAUGAUGAUGCUGCAAUACAGCAAAGUAUUCAAGUUUUUAAUAAUGAUUGGCAGGAUGUCGUGGGUAUUACAGGAAGACUUUAAUAUAAUGAAAGUGGAUCGUAACGCAGUUAAUUCAAAACAAUAUCACAAGUUGCAAUUAUAUAGACACUCCAUGACACAAUUUAUGAAUGCUCUUCACAAUUAUUUAACAUGUAGCGUACUACAUGCGAGUUGGAAUGAGUUUGAGAAGGAUCUGCAGAAUUCCCGGACAAUAGAUCAGAUUUAUCUCUCGCACAUGAAUUAUAUUAAAAGGAUACUUUCAAGGUGCAUGCUCAACACACGCGGAGAAAAAAUGCGCGUUUGUUUGAUCAAUAUCUUUAAAAUCAUAUUGAAGUUUCACAAUCGCUUGAGGUCGCAAGCUUGGACUGUCGACAGCACGGGUCGGUACAGCCAUCCGAAUUUCAAGAGCUUGGAACAGAUGUAUCAAUCGUUUUGCGAAUGGCGAACGUACAUGGCACACGUCGCGCACAAAUUGGCUACCAGCGGGUACCAGCCGCAUCUAAUGCAUUUUCUUAACGCUUUGAAUAUAAAUGACAUGUACGAUUUAACGACAAAGCAACAAUAGCACUGUGAUUAAAUUCCGUCUUUUACGAUGUAUUGAAUGUAAAAGAAUCAAAAUGGGCGAUAGUUAAGAAACAGCCAACCACUAUCGCUUACACGGAUAUCGAUGAUACAUUGGUCACAUCGAGUA
Molecule: messenger RNA, 4962 nt
Organism: Mycetomoellerius zeteki
Lineage: Eukaryota; Metazoa; Arthropoda; Insecta; Hymenoptera; Formicidae
Gene: Grip163
Product: gamma-tubulin complex component 6
Exons: 16
Coding region: 157-4836 (1559 amino acids)
Biological process (GO): microtubule nucleation; spindle assembly; cytoplasmic microtubule organization
Cellular component (GO): gamma-tubulin complex; microtubule organizing center; spindle pole
Molecular function (GO): microtubule minus-end binding; gamma-tubulin binding
Source: RefSeq, a predicted model, not a curated record